CAAGGGAGGAGAGAGGAAGGGGGAGCAGAGAGAAAGACAGAGAGAAGAGUGAGAAGAGGGAACGAUAGGCUGAACCCGCGUGAGGGGAAACAAGAACCAGCCUCGCGGAAAAGAGGGGGGAAAAAGAGGGGUGAGGACAAAGGAGAGAGCAUGGAGGGAGCAGGAAAAUGUCCGUUUAACGAGGCAGCGGAGAGGAGACUCUGGUCGUCCUGCACAUAGCCGAGGUAAAACGGACAGCUCCCCACCUCUUUUGUCUUUUUGUGGCUUUUUGAUGCCGUGGCGGGAGCAAUCACACAGCAAGCUCGAAAGGCGGAAAACAGUUUUUAGUCCGUCUGCAGAUUGUGCCAGCUUGCGAUGGCUGUUGUGGGGCGAUGCAGAAGCACAAAGGAUAACGCACCUCUUUGUUUUUAUUUCGUCGUUGUUUUUGUACUCAGUGGCCUUACGGAUGCACAAAUUCGCUACACAAUUCCAGAGGAGCUGGAGACCGGGGCUGUGGUUGGUGACAUCGUUCGAGAUUUGGGACUCGACCUGCGAAAGCUCUCGGCCCGCCGCAUCAGAAUAAGCUCGGACAGCGCGAGGCGGUACUUCAGCAUCAACCACAAAACCGGUAAGCUCUUGGUCAGUGACCGGAUCGACCGCGAGACGCUCUGUGAGUUCAGCGGCGCCUGCCUUCUUAGCCUCGAGGUGGUCGUGGAGAAUCCCCUCGAGGUGCACAACGUGGAGGUGGAAAUUCUGGACGCGAACGACAACGCGCCUCUUUUCCCCAGAGACGAGUACCAGCUGGAGAUCUCCGAGGCGGCUCAGCCUGGCGCGCGGUUCCCUAUCGAAGGCGCGCAGGACGCGGACGACGCCUCAAAUUCCGUGCGCCAUUAUCGCCUCUCCCCGAACGAGCACCUUGCACUGGACUCCAACAAGCCGCCCGCCAAUGGAAAACACAUAGAGCUCAUUCUGAAAAAGCCGUUCGAUCGCGAGCUGGUGCCAUCUCAUCAGCUCGUGCUCACAGCUACGGACGGUGGCACUCCCCCGCGCUCAGGCACAGCCAAAAUCAAUGUGCGUGUUUUGGACACCAACGACAACGUGCCGAAGUUCGACAGCUCUGUGUACAAAGUGAAGCUGCGGGAGAAUUCGCCUCUCGGGGCUCUGGUGAUCAAACUGAAUGCCACAGAUCGAGACGAAGGCACAAAUGGAGAAGUUUAUUACUCCUUCAGUUCAUACACGCCGGAAAGGGUUCGACAGAUGUUCAGCAUGGAUACAGACACAGGAGAGAUCCGAGUCAAGAGUAACGUGGACUAUGAGGAGACCAACAGCUAUGAAAUGUAUAUCCAGGCUAUGGACCGAGGGCAUGGGGCGGUAGCAGUGCACUGCAAAGUAGUGGUGGAGGUGCUAGAUGUAAAUGAUAACCCUCCUGAGAUUGUACUCUCCACUCUCUCCAGUCCAGUGAGGGAGGACGCUCGAGCAGACACUGUGGUGGCCCUGAUCAGUGUUAAUGACCGUGACUCUGGCCAAAACAAGCAUGUCACCUUAGACAUCAUUCCUCCUGACCUGCCUUUUAAGAUAAAAUCAUUCAGGAACCACUACACCAUAGUCACCUCAGCCUUCUUGGACAGAGAAACCAUAUCAUACUAUAAUGUCACAAUUACCGCAGUCGAUGGAGGAACUCCAGCUCUUUCCUCUUCCAUGAUUGUACGUGUAGACGUGGCGGACGUGAAUGACAACCCACCUCGUUUUGAGCAGACAUCCUACACUGUCUAUGUCACUGAGAAUAAUGCCCCAAGUGCUCCUUUGUGUGUUGUUAAGGCCACAGAUCCUGACGCCAAUGAGAAUGCCCGCAUUACUUACACUGUUCUAAACGAUAACAACCAUGGGAUUUCAGUGACAUCAUACGUGUCGAUCAAACCCGCCACAGGUGAAGUGUACGCGUUGCGCUCUUUUGACUUCGAGAAACUGCGAGAGUUUCACUUCCAGGUCAAAGCUCAAGACAAUGGUGUGCCACCUUUGAGCCGUGUGGCAACAGUCUACGUUUAUGUCAUGGACUCCAAUGACCACGCACCACGCUUUGUCCACCCAGUCGCCAAUGUGUCCCACACAACCGAGACUAUCCUCCGGAAUGCAGAGGCAGGUGUGCUGGUAACACGUGUGCUGGCAUGGGAUGGGGAUGCAGGGCAGAAUGCCUGGCUGCUCUAUGCACUCGAACACCCUCCCGAGCUUGACCUGUUCAAGGUGCAUGAACACACAGGUGAGAUCCGCACCACGCGUCGCGUUUUUGAGGACAACUCCACCGUCUUCAGCCUUACAGUGCACGUCAGAGACCAUGGCCUGCCGCCACGCUCUGCCUCUGCCACCAUUAAUGUGGCUGUCAUGGAACUCCCACCAAAAGUGGCCCCUGAUCCCAAACGCAUCAUAAGGCCACAUGGAACCCUCAUCUUCUCCAAUGUUACGUUAUACCUCAUCGUCGCCCUCACUGCCACCACCUUUGUCUUCUUGGUCACUGUUUUCGUCCUGGCCAUCGUGCGCUGCCAUGCUUACUGCAGCCAACCUGAUGCAUGCUCUUGCUCACCUUGUUGUGGAUCCAAGAAGAAGAAGACGCCCAAAGAAGGUGGAGGAAGUGGGGGAGGAGGUGGAGGUGGUGGGGCCUCAGGUGGAGGUGGAGGAGGAGGAGGAGGAGGGGGAGGAGGAAACCAGCAGCAACAGGCUGUAGCCCUGCGGAGGGACCUUAAAGUAGAGCCUCACUACAUUGAAGUUCGAGGAAAUGGCUCUCUGACCAAAACGUACUGCUACAAGACCUGCCUAACAGCCACUUCAGGAAGUGACACGUUCAUGUUCUACAAUACAGGCCGGCCACUAAGUGGGACCUGGGGCUCGGGGGCAGAGCGGUUCUUCACAAGCCAGAGUGGACAGUUUGUGAGAAGGCUUAGUAUGCCCGACGCCACGGCCAUACAGCCCAAGGCUCCAAAUGCAGACUGGAGAUACUCAGCUUCUCUCAGAGCAGGAAUGCAAAGCUCUGUUCAUAUGGAAGAGUCGUCUGUGAUGCAGGGGGCUCAAGGGGUUCUGGUGCAGAAUUGGCCCACUGUUUCCAGUGCUGCCGAUAAUGAAGGUGGGGAAGUGUCUCCUCCCGUAGGCGCUGGUGUGGACAGUAACAGUUGGCAUUUCCGGUAUGGCCCAGGCCCUGGCGGACCCCCUCAACAUCUGAAGCCUGGCGAAGUCCCACCUGAAGCCUUCAUAAUCCCUGGCUCUCCUGCCAUCAUCUCUAUCAGACAAGGGCAGGACGGUGAUGACAAGAGUGACUUCAUCACCUUUGGCAAGAAGGAAGAGGCCAAAAAGAAGAAAAAGAAGAAGAAGGAGAAGAAGGACAAAAGGGAGAAAGGGAAAGAUGAUGAUGAGUAGAGUAGGAGAGGAUGCGUUUAAAAAGAACACUUGUAUAUAAGACAGAGAUCUCAACAGGAGUCUGCAAUGGUUCAAACAGUUAAUAAGGUCAUAGGUGCAGAUUAUUUCUUAUAUUUUUAUCUCCUCUUACAUAUUUCACAUGGCCUACAGGAAGCCUCUGAUUAAGAUCUUUGAACUUGGUCCAUGUUUAAUUCUAUCAGAUUUGGCCUUACACAGAUUACGGUUAACACCAUUCUCUUUAAUGAUGUAAAUGAUGAAAUGAUAUGAUUGAUUUAUUAUUUUCUUCCAUGCCCCAGAGUGCCUGGCCACCCACUCUUCUCACCAGAAAGAGUGAGUGAGUGUGAAAGAGAGAUUUAAGAGAGUGGAGAGAGGGUUAUCACCUUAUCCCCUUAUUUGUUCAGGCUGCUGUUGACACCUCUGUCUUAUUCAUCCUUGUGGUUUUCGUUUUCCGGUCUUGUUCGAGAGGGAGACAAAAUCAGAAAAAAAGUUCAAAAGCAGUGCACCACUUUUCACAUGCUGAAUGGGAGAAGGGUUGGAAAUUAAAGGAGAAAAGAAAAGUGAAAAAACAAAGAACAAAAAGGAAAAGCUUUGAGACUGGAAGUGGGACUCGCACUGGUGUAAAUAUGGCGGCAGAAGGAGAAACCGCCCGCCGUGCUGUAAAGUAAAACGCAGUGAUGAUGCUAAACUAAUGCUUCUGCUCACUCUGUUCUCUGUCUUUGUGUUCACGAUGGAGGAGCAGCUCAGACUAACAAGGGACACAAGAACACUUUCACAUGAGGCUCUUCAAAAGAAAGAAAGAGAAAAGAGCCCAGUCUGGGAGAGAGAGUUAUAUUGAUCUGUGUAUUCGCAAAAAUGAAAGAAAAACAAUGCUGAAUGGUGAAAUGCAAGCACUUUUUUGUUUGUUUUGUUUAGUACUGAUUUUGUAACUAGCACUCUCCCAGCCAUUGUAUAGGUGUAUUAUCUGAAAACAUAAACUCCUACCCUAGCCACAUACACACACACACACACGCAUACACUCACACAUACACCUUUAAAACAGGGUCAAAAUCAGCACUCUGCUACCAACAGAACCCCAGCAGCAUUCCUAUCUUCUGUAUCUUUUCAGAGAGGCAGCUGUGCCUUGGGAAAGCCAAGCAUCUAACCAAGCACAGGGCAAAACUGGGGGAAACACAUCUCUGGCAAGAAUCAGAGUGUUGAAAGAAACAGGGAAAACUUGGACUGCUACAUUGGAUAAAUAUAGCUGCCUAUUGGCAAGAGUGGUGCUUUGGUCGCCUCUCUCCUUUACGCUGUAGUGGGGGACGGAGCUACACAGGCAGCAGAGAAACUGAUUCUAUUACUGAAAAGACUGUAGUUAGGUAGUGUCGCAUAGACAGAUAGCUGAUACAAUUGUACAAUACAUAAAAAGAGCAGUGUUAGGGAAAUUCAGAACCCCUCUUAUCCCCUCAGAACUUCCCUUUUGCAGUGGCCUGAAGCUUAUGCUGUGAAUGUCUGGUAACGCUGCCCCUAAGCUUGUUUUCCUUCGGACCUUUAACCCUGUUUUUGUGCCUGCUUCCUCAGCCCAUCUGAGGGUGCGGUGUGUGGAACUUGUCCUGUACAAUGUAACCUUGCCUUUCUGCCUGGAGGACUAACACACAUCAGCGAAAUUUAAGAACAAAUUUGUCCGAUUCUUGAGUUUUGUUUUAAGUUGAAAAAGGGUGGUGUUUUUUUCUUAAGCUCUGUUUUUAUAAGCUUUAAUUGAUCUAUAUUGCAUCUGUACAGUGCAUCAUUCGCUCUCUUUCUCUCUGACUCUCUCUGCCCUGGGUUUAUCCUCUGUUCUGUCUGAAUGUUGGGUAGGCUAGCUCUAGUCAUUGUGGUGUGCUCGCGUAGCAUGGAGUAAUGCAGAUAAUGCCUGUUAAAUCUCCCCUGCAGAGAACAGAGACAGCUCCGAGAGCUCUGUCAGAUAUGUACACAGUCUAGUGCUUUUAUCCAGUGAACAUCACUCCUCUUUGUGUGUGUGUGUGAGUGAGUGUGUGAGUGAGUGUGUGUGUGACCAGUGAACUGGCUGCUGGUUCUUCACUGCUUGUGUUUGUUCAGGGGGAGAGGAUAAAACAGAGGGGAGGGUUCAGCGCAUGGUCAAGGGAAGGAGUUUGGCCGGAGUAGGUCAUGAUCUGAAUAGACAUAAAUAUUGAAUUACCAGCUCUACUGAUUUGAACCAUGGUAUGUUCACAUUGAUUUGAGUUGGAAAUUGGCCUGAAAAGGUUAUCAAGUUACUCCAGAAGAAAAUCUAGCAGAUGGAACGGAAUUAUCUUCUCCACCCCAAACUCCUAUCUCUGCCCUGUUGGUUUCCAGUGAAGGGGAAGCUACAUGCUUCUGCUCUGCUGCUACUGGCUCCCUCCCCUGCCUGUCUACUCUAUAGCCACACCCCCAAACUCAUGGCUCAAACUGAUGUCACAUUCAGCUGUGACUGCUGCAUGACCUAAUCAGAGGGAAACACUUACUAUAUAGAGAUAUAUAUGAAUAUAGAUAUAGAUUGCUAUGAUUUACUAUUUUUGUUUAUGAUUUUUAUCCAUUACUCGCACAAGAGAUUUGUGUAUGUACCGUCUCUACUAAGCCUUUGCAUAUUGACACCCUCUGCACCCACUCACAAUGGACAUCUACAAUGUUACUAAACCUUCUAGAUAUUUGUAAAUGCUAUAUAGUGUGAUGCCCUGAAGCUCUUGAUCCUUUCCUUUCUUUUCAGUUUUGCUUUUGACAAAUUACGGAAGAAAAAAAAAACAAAAAACAAAAAAAUAUAUAUCACUUUUGUGUCUGGCUUCGACAUACUGAUCUAACACUGUAUUAUUGUAUCUGAAUUAUUAUGUAUUACAACUCUAUCUCUUCUCCUUCACCCCUUUGAGGAAUAAAAAAAUAAGCAAAGAAAAUGUAAAAAAAAAAACUGAUGUAAAAUACAGUAUAUGUAGUGUAUGCUUGUACCUAGUGAGCGUUCAUGCUGUCAUUUUUUUCUCAGUGUCUGGUGGUGGUCAGUAGGUGGCGCAGCACUGUCUGCAUGGGCAGUGCUCAUCUGUUGUAAAACCUUCUUUUUGUACACCUGCUAAUCAACUGUGACGGUGAAAUAGUAAAGUCCAUCUUUCUCUUUCUCUUUUUU
Colossoma macropomum (tambaqui) is the source of this 6508-nucleotide messenger RNA. Its product is annotated as protocadherin alpha-C2-like. NCBI's taxonomy places the organism in Eukaryota, Metazoa, Chordata, Actinopteri, Characiformes, Serrasalmidae. The coding region runs from base 355 to 3384 and encodes 1009 amino acids. Gene Ontology annotation, cellular component: plasma membrane. The record is from RefSeq and is a predicted model, not a curated record. Gene Ontology annotation, biological process: homophilic cell-cell adhesion. The transcript has 4 exons. Gene Ontology annotation, molecular function: calcium ion binding.